This is a messenger RNA of Malania oleifera, 2037 nucleotides long. Its product is annotated as senescence-associated carboxylesterase 101. The transcript has 4 exons. Gene Ontology annotation, biological process: lipid metabolic process; defense response. Gene Ontology annotation, molecular function: carboxylic ester hydrolase activity. The coding region runs from base 200 to 1912 and encodes 570 amino acids. The record is from RefSeq and is a predicted model, not a curated record. Lineage: Eukaryota; Viridiplantae; Streptophyta; Magnoliopsida; Santalales; Ximeniaceae.
AUUCAAGGAAAGUGAUACGAAGCUUACCUGCUGCAAAGCCCAAAUGGAUUUAAAGUAGAAAAAUCUUUCUUACCAAACACAUUUGUCUUCUAUAAAUUCCAGGGGCGGUCAUAUUCGCCGGUCAGGCCAUAACCCAAAUCCUGUAAUAAACCUAAACUGCUUCACCUCUUUUCGAAAAUCACUCCUGCAGAAGCAGAGGAUGGACCGAGCUCCCCUAUUCAGCAGCGGAUUAGAAGUGGCGAGUGUGGUGUUGACCUCAGAUCUCCUAUCCAGUUCUUGGGAAGCCAUUUUGGAGCUUUGCAGCGAAAGCAGUCCCAAUGAACAGCCAAACUUGGCUUUCUCUGUCAAGCACAGAAUUUACGAGCGACCCAGUUGUACCAUUCUAGCUUUUGCCUCUUCACCCACUUGCACCAAACACCAUCUUCAAGCAGAAGCGGAUUUGGCUCCAUGGUCGACGCUUAGGGACACAUGCCCUCACUUUAAUUUCCUCUGCACCAAAGCCAACCCAUCUUUCUCCACUCACAAAGCUGCAGUUACCCUCUUUGCCUCUCUUGAUUCUGAGCUUGCAGACCUCAAAACCAAGGCUGAGAGGUCUACGCGACUAAUCAUCACUGGUCACUCUCUUGGGGGAUCUGUUGCUUCCCUCUUCGCCUUAUGGCUGCUAGAAAACACCAAUUCCUCAAAAGCCAAGCGCCCCCUUUGCAUUACCUUUGGUUCACCACUUCUCGGCGACAACGGCUUCCAAAAAGCCGUACUGGAGCGUUCGACGUGGAAUUCGUGCUUUCUCCAUGUAGCUUCCGAGAAAGACCCGGUUCCCAGACUCUUCAUCUCACCCCAAACUGGUGCUUACAAGCCUUUUGGCACAUAUCUCUUAUGUUCUGAAUCGGGCAACGCUUGUUUGGAGGAGCCUGAAUCAAUUUUGGAAUUGCUGGUGGCAAUGGGCUCUCAGUUCACUGGAAGUCAAGAUCCGAACAGAAGAUCGCAGAGCGUGAACUAUGGAGAAAUUGUGAGAAAUCAUAAGAGCAGGGUAAUUCGCAGAGGCGUAUCUCAACUGGGCGAGCGGAUUACAGACCCGCUUUGGGCAGGAAUCAUUGUAGUGUUGGACACAAUUGGAGUCGGGAGAGCGCAACCGUACCUUGAUGUGGCUACCCUAGUAAGAAGGGCCAAGGAUUUUGUAACCCAGAAGAAGAAGGUUUUUGAUCCAUCUAAGAAACUAAACGACGUAAAAAUCAACAUGGCCAAGCUAGAAUGGUACAAGAAGGACGCCAAGGCCAAGAAAAUUGGCUAUUAUGAUGCCUACAAAAACUCAGUGUCUCGACAGGACCGGGAUGUCAUCAAAUACAAGACAAUUCUCAGAAACUACUGGAAAGAGAUGGUUGCAGAAGCAGAGAGGAGGCCUCAGAAGGAAGGGGCAUCAUUUCGAACCCGCUGGCUCUAUGCUGGGACAAAUUUCAGAAGGAUGGUUGAGCCCCUCGAGAUAGCAGACUACUACAAGUGCCCCGGUGCAAAGGACUAUCGAACUCGAGGUAGAAGCCCACAUUACAUACUCUUGGAGAAAUGGCAACGUGAUGAGAAGAAACCGGCCGAUCCUGCAAACGAACCAAAAAUGGCCUCUAGUCUAACAGAAGAUUCUUGCUUCUGGGCAGAUGUGGAGGAGGCCAUAAUUUCGUGCAAUUUUCUGAACAAUGUCGAAUCUAGCCCCGAGGAGAAAGAGUCGUCGAGGAAGAGCCUAAUUGAGUUUGAGAAGCAUGUAAUGGACUUGAUAAGGGACUAUGCAGUUUCCCCUGAGAUUUUCUUGUGGCAAAGCAGUUUCAUGAAAUGGUGGAAGGAGUAUGAGAAAGUUAUAGGGGCUGAUAGUAAUUCGCCACUUCUUGUUUACAUGAGAGACGAGAAGUAUGAGCAGUAUGCUUAGUGGGUGUUCAAAGCUUCACCUGUUUGAAGCAUAGUAAGUGAAGUUUGAGAAUUGUAUGAGACAUUAACCAAUGCAAAUUGAUGCUCUAGCCCUUCUAAAAAUGCACUGUCCUUGCAUUUUCCAAA